AUGUCGGUCACUCUCAACCACGCCCACCUAGGCGAACUGAAGGGCAAAGCCGUAGACAGCGCAGUGCAAUUUCUGGGUUUGAAGUAUGCAUCGCUGAAAGAUCGCUUCGCGCCAGCCCAGCUCGUGGAUAGCUACGAAGCAGGGAGUACAGAUGCUACUAAAUUUGGGCCUCCUCCAUCAUCGCCAAUUGGAGCCAUUAAUAACGAAUAUGGCUUUCUCCAGAAGUCUCUCCCACUUCCAGAAGUCCCAGCACAUUCUGAUCUCGAAGGACUCAAUCUGAACAUCACCGUUCCUACGAACACGGAUGGCGGAAUCGAUCCGAAUGCGAAAUUGCCCGUCUACGUUUUCAUACAUGGAGGCGGAUUUGCAGUCGGAAGUAGCUGGUAUACCCACUAUGACCCAGCUCCGCUUGUGAGGAUGUCCGUUGAGAAAAAAAAGCCCAUGAUAGGCAUUACAAUCAACUAUCGGCUUGGUGCUACUGGAUUUCUAACAUCGAAAGAGCUUCGAGAAGCAGGCUACCAACCAAACAACGGUCUUCGCGACCAGCGUACAGCACUGCGGUGGAUCAGGAAAUUUAUCAGCGGCUUUGGUGGUGAUCCAGAUGAAAUCACAGCAUGUGGAGAAAGUGCCGGCGGCUUAAUGCUACUCCUCUGUUCUGAAGAGCCACUAAUGAAACGAGGCCUUAGCACAGGAGGGACGAUACUUCUCAUGAAACUUAUCCCAGAUUCUAUGACCGAGGCAGCCUAUCAGCAAGUUGUCGAAGCGCUUGGUCUUGCAGACAAGUCACCAGAAGAUCAUAUCAAAGCCCUUCUUAGUGUACCGGUUGACGACUUGUGGCAAAAGGUACCCAUGAGCGCACCUAUGCAGCCCUCAAUCGACGGUGACAUCGUCCCUGGCUCACCUGACUUCCUCACUGUUUCCUCUCAAAAGGAAAGCUCAGUCUUCAAGAUGCCGGGUCGCAAGUGGUGCAAGGCUUUUAUGAUCGGGGAUUCUAAACUAGAUGGCAGUAUCUUCGCAUACUUGAUAUUUGAUGCGCAAAAGGCCGGCAUCGCGCAGAAGUUUAUCGACUCCUGUUAUACCACACUCUCAUCUAAGCCUGAAGUUGCCGAAAAGCUCCUCACUGCAUACAAUAUCACUCCUUCGACACCCGAUGACGAGGCGAUGCUAUCUAUUCUCCGGUUCUGUUCCGAGAUCUGUUUCUAUGCCCCUGCCCGUGCCUUUGCCCAAGGAUGGCCUAAUACCCCUGAAUCAAAGUUCUUCCUAUACCACUUCAAUGAAGGCAUACCGUGGGAAGGCCGCUUUCAGCAUGAAGCAGGCCAUAUUCUCGACGUGGCCUAUCUGUUUCAAAACUUCAAUGAGCAUCUUGGAGAUGCGCAGGAGAAGGUGGCGAGGGCGUACGCGGAAGACUUUAUCAAUUUUGUCAAUGGUCAGGAUCCGUGGCCACCAGUCCAAGAGGGUAAAUUGGGCGCCAGGGUUUAUGGGCCAAGUUCUGAGGGAGUCACGUCGAGGUGGGUUGCAGAUGGUGAACCGGCAAAGAUUGGGAGGGAAGAUAGAGUAUUUAAACUUGGGGAGGAGUUCGGUUUCGAUACUAUUCUCGACGUGGCCCAGAAAUUCCAUCAGGGCAAGUAA
Molecule: messenger RNA, 1629 nt
Organism: Pyrenophora tritici-repentis Pt-1C-BFP
Lineage: Eukaryota; Fungi; Ascomycota; Dothideomycetes; Pleosporales; Pleosporaceae
Source: RefSeq, a predicted model, not a curated record